GGUUUUCUCCUUGUUUUGUUCUGUCGAGUCUCUGGUCGUUGGGCAGUGUGAGUGUGGCUAGGGGUGAAUGUUGAGGCCUUGUUUCCCGCCGGCCCAUGGAGUCCAAAACGACCUACCUGGAAGACCUUCCACCUCUCCCUGAGUAUGAAUUGGCUGCAUCCAAGUUAGGAGAAGAAGUGGAUGAUGUUUAUCUCAUUCGAGCUCAAGGAUUGCCGUGGUCGUGCACUAUAGAAGAUGUGGUUAACUUUUUCUCAGACUGCAGAAUCCGCAAUGGUGAGAAUGGAAUACACUUCCUAUUAAACAGAGAUGGUAAACGAAGGGGUGAUGCCUUAAUUGAAAUGGAGUCAGAGCAGGAUGUGCAAAAAGCCUUAGAAAAGCAUCGCAUGUACAUGGGACAGCGGUAUGUGGAAGUUUAUGAGAUAAACAAUGAAGAUGUGGACGCCUUAAUGAAGAGCCUGCAGGUCAAAUCUUCACCUGUGGUAAAUGAUGGAGUGGUUCGUUUGAGAGGACUUCCUUAUAGUUGCAAUGAGAAAGACAUUGUAGACUUCUUUGCAGGACUGAAUAUAGUAGACAUCACCUUUGUAAUGGACUACAGAGGGAGAAGAAAAACAGGAGAAGCCUAUGUGCAGUUUGAAGAACCAGAAAUGGCCAACCAAGCCCUCUUGAAACACAGAGAAGAAAUUGGAAACCGAUAUAUAGAGAUAUUUCCAAGCAGAAGGAAUGAAGUCCGAACACAUGUUGGUUCUCAUAAGGGAAAGAAAAUGACAUCUCCUACUGCUAAGUAUAUAACUGAGCCAGAAAUGGUCUUUGAAGAACAUGAAGUAAAUGAAGAUAUUCGACCCAUGACAGCUUUCGAAAGUGAGAAGGAAAUAGAACUGCCUAAGGAGAUGUCUGAAAAGCUUCCGGAGGCUGUUGAUUUUGGAACUACAUCUUCACUACAUUUUGUCCACAUGAGAGGAUUGCCUUUCCAAGCUAAUGCUCAAGACAUUAUAAAUUUUUUUGCUCCGCUGAAGCCUGUUAGGAUCACCAUGGAAUACAGUUCCAGUGGGAAGGCCACAGGAGAGGCCGACGUGCACUUCGAUACCCACGAGGAUGCCGUUGCAGCCAUGCUCAAGGAUAGGUCCCACGUUCACCAUAGGUAUAUUGAAUUGUUCCUGAAUUCAUGUCCAAAGGGAAAAUAAGACUUCCAGGGACUCCAGAUAAUAAGGAUGAAGCAGGAAGCAUUUCAUUUGCACAUCUUUCCUGGACGUGGAAUAUACAGUUCCAGUUUUGUAGCAGCAACUGCUGGAGAAGGGAUUUGGGGGUUUUGGGUUAAUUGCUUAUAAGACAAAUUACAUAGUGGACUGUUUACAAAGGAAAAGGAAAGAUUCAGUUUGGAAUUAUGAAAUAAACCACAAAUUAAAAUUUUUGUUUAAUCUGUUCAGGAUCUGAUUUAAAAAUCUGGUUUUUAUUUUAUAUGAUUAAACAGUUUGCUUUCAUAGAAGAUAUGUUACCCAGUGUAAAGACUACGUAUUUUUUAUUCAGCAUUGUCCUUGGAAAUCUUCCUCCCAUUUUCCAAAUGAUCUGUUUGAGGUUUUGUCUUUCAACCUAUGAAUUAAGAAUUCUGAUUGUAAAACUUCUCGGGAAUGAAAUACUGUUUUAACCAAAUACUCACCAAAGCAAGGAAAGGUUUCAGACCUUUAAACCAGUAUGUUUGGCAGAGUAGUUUUAAUUUUAGGUGUAUUAGAUUAUUUAGAUAAGGGUAGAAGUUUAAAAGAAAGAAUCAAAACAAAAAAUAAGUACCACAGGUUAGUGAGUGUAAAUGACAACAAUUUGGCAGUUUUAGGUCUUUAGAAAUGUUUUGCCUUUCUACGCCUUGUGCUAAGAUAUUUGACAUUGGUGCCUGUAAAACUUGAGAGAAUUCUAGUCUCAGCUUACAUGUUAGUUCAGUGAACACCCACCCCCAGCUUUUUUUGAUUUUGGGUAAACCAUAAGGGUGUGUGUUAAUCUCAAAACUGUGAAGUGACACAUCAGACAGUCUUGACUGGUAAGGACAUUUAUGGCUUCACUUGAACUUAAACCAGCUCCCAAGAGGAAAAAAUCUGUCUCCUCAUUUGCUUUUUCAGUGGGAUAGCAUAUCCCAUAUUUUAGAACAAGUAGGGGUGCCUUGCUUAAAUAAAAAUAGCAUUUAGUGUAUAAUUGUGUGAAGGGUUUUUGGAUGAAGCUGUACUCCUGUCACAGUGUGACAGGACCUUCUGCUCAAUAUUAUACAGCUUGUUAUUUAAAUACUGGAUCAAAACGGCUGGCUUCAAAAUGUAGUUAUUAAUAAACUAACUUUCUGUGCACCUGUGUAGGAGAAUCAAAGUCCUGUAUACUUUCUUUGCCUUGUUCCUGUUCUCAGGGUGACGACUGCCACAUAGUUACCAGGAGAUAUAAUUCUAGUUCUUAAAAUUGAAUUAGCCCAGAUUUCUGAGAGGUGAUAACCUGGAAGAGAGAUGAUGUCUUCUCUCACUUAAUACAUAACCAUCUUUGGUUAGCAGCUAAGAUUCGAAAUCACUGUACUGUAAGUAGUCAAUAAAUGAAGGCUUGUUUCAGGCUGCAGAUUACCUAAGAGUAUUUAUUUUGGAGUGUAUCAACCCAAAUAUAUUUUUGUUACAUCAAGUCCUCGUAUAGUAUAAAAAACUGCAAAUUUUGUGUUUUUAUCACCUAUAUGAGCAUGAAUUAACCAUCUUAACAUCUUCAGUAUUAACUAAGUAGAAAUGUGUUUUCAUAUAUGGUUGAGUAUCAAGCUAUCAGAACUGGUGUUUGUAGCAGAGUGAUCUAGUAGAAUAUGAUCUUUUCUCUCUGUUUAGCAGUAGGUCUCUAAUUUGCCAUGAAAAAAAUCUAUAGGGACUGUUGGAAUCGGGAUUGGUGAGAAAUUAAUUCAUUUGCAAAUAUUUUAAAGCCAGUGAAUUUCAUUUGCAGAUUUCUAGGAAAAGAAUGAGAGCAAAGCUUAUGUGGUGGGUAAGCAUGAAGGGGUGUAUAUAUUACCACACUAGUGACUGAGUGAGUAAUCAGUACAAAAAAGGUGGCCAUUCUCGGGAAGUCGGUUUUUAGGUUCCGAUACUUUACUCCUUUAGUAGGUGAUAACUUAUAAUUUAGGCUAGUAAAUAAAUGAUUGCUGAGAAGGCAAAUGUAAUUACUGGAAGGGGAAGAAAAGCCCACAAUAGAUUAAAAGCAAUCUUUUAUAUACAUCCAAUCAAAAGACAUAUUUCUCUCUCCCAAACUUUGACAAAACUGGAUUGUGUAUUAUCAUUAACUAUUGAAAGAAGUAAUGACAGUGAAUUUUAUCUUUCUGUUAGGGUUUUGUGUCCUUAUAAUCCCUUUUGUGGUAAAGCUAUAAAAAAUCGCGGGCUUAGCUAUGGCCAGGUUACCCAUCCUGCUUUGGCUAGCUACUAGAAUUGAAGGGGUGGAAUUCUAAGUAGCAUGUAGACACCCAGGAGGAGAUGGCUAAAGACUGAUCUGAUUGACACGCCCGCUGAUAGCAGAGAAUGAAGCAGAACCAGAGUGUUUGUCCCUCUCUUUGGACAAGUGAGGCUUCUGCAUGGUGGGAAAGGAGACUGAGUCCACUGUGGAGUGGAAGGCUCUGUGGCAUGGGGAGGAGGAAGCAGGAGAAGGCCACUGACAGCCACAUGCCAUUUUGAGGCAAUGGCCCUGCUUAUUAAUCAACAUGCCCUCUUGGCAUCCUCUGCUGUAAACAGUCCCUUAGAUUCUCACUUGGAGUGUUUUCUGUAAGUUAUAUCCUACUUACUUUAAUUUAAAACAUUCCAUUUUGUUCAAGAGUUUCCCCUAAAUUAUGUUAGAGGGUUCAUAUUCAAUUGGCAGGACCUUAUUCUAGAGUAGAAUGGUUUAUCUGAGCAGUCAAGUAGAGGCAGGCCUAAGUUCCAGGGUUUUGAAGAAAACUGCUGUAGUGUGGUAGGCAUACAUUUUCCCUCAAUUCAGCAGAUUAGAAUCUCUGAAGUUUGUAGGAAGGGAAUAAAGCUGCUAUAAACAUUCAUGUGUAGGUUUUUGUGUGUACAUUAGAUCUCAGCUCAUUUGGGUAAAUACCAAGGACGACGACUGCUGGAUCGUAUGGUAAGCCUAUGUUUAGGCCUGUAAGGAUCUGCCAGACUGCCUAGGUGGCUGUGUCGUUCUGCUUUCCCGCUAGCAGUGAGUGUCAGCUCUGCAGCAGUGCCUUCUCAGCAUUUGGCGUUGUCACUGCUUUGGAUAUGAGCUAUUCUAAUAGGUGUUUAGUGGUUAUCUUGUUGUAGUUUACAAUUCCGUAAUGACCUCGGAUGGUCAGCGUCUUUUGAUGUAUCUGUUUGCAUCUUCAUGUUGCCUGUGGUGAGAGGUCUGUUCAGAUCUUCUGCCCGGUUUUUUAGUUAGGUGGUUUUCUUAAUGAAUUUCAGGACAGGGAUACAGAAAGGGUUAGUUUGGUUCUUAAAUCUGUAUGAUAGGAAAAUAAAUGGUGGGGUAAUUUGUGAGUUGCUUAUAUUGUAUGUUUUGAAUGGAACAGUCCCAGUGAUACGAAGGGAUGGGCGUCCCUCCACCCUGCUCUUCGGCCACGUGGGUCCCCUUCUCAGCCCUGCCGCCAGUUUCCAGUGUCAGCGUCCAGUGAUCUUUACUGUGUGGAUUACAAAUUAUAGCAUACUCUACAUGCUGUCCUGUGCCACUUUUUCCCAUUUAAUACAUCCUAAAGAUCAUUUUAUAUCCGUAUAUAAAAUUCUCUCAUUUUUUAAAAUGUACAGUAUGGAUAUACAUCAUUUAACCUGUCCGUCACUGGUGAACAGGUAAAUUGUUCGCAGUCUUUUGCUACUGUAAUGCUGAAAUGAACUACCUUGUAUAAACUUAUGUCAUUUUGUACAUACGUAAACUUCUGUAGGAUAAAUGGUCAGAGUAUGUGUACUGUAAUUUAGAUAAAAUUAAACUUAUGUCUAUAAUUUGUUUUUUCUUAGUUUGCACCAGCAGUGCAAGUGCCCAUUUUCCAACAACCUCCCUAAUACAGCAUAUUAGCAGUCUAUUCUAGGCCGGUCUGAUAGGUUAAAAACAAAAGUGCAGCGGUAUUCUGUGAGGUGGCAUUUCAUGUCUUUUGGGAUUUCCUUUUAUGUGAAUUGUCUUUUUUUUUCUCUUAAAAUCUACUCCUCCUCCUAUUAAUCUUAAAGCAAAUCCAUGAUAUGGCAUCAUUUUAUCUGAAUAUAUUUCAGUAUACAUCUUUUCUUUGAAAAGGAUUUUAAAAAAAUACCGCCAUUCCUAAAAAUACUAGUUUCUUAACACAAAUAUCUGAAAAGUAAUUUUUUAAAAAAUAUAUUUGAAUCAGGAUCUAAACAACUGUCCACACUUUGCAGUUGGUUGUUAUGACUUUCCCCUGUAAUAUUUUUCAAAAGUUUUCAAGCAUAAAGAAAAGGUCAAUUAUGAACAUGCCUAGACCUACAUCUAGUAAUAUUUUAUUUUCUUCCUCACAUUAUAUCUGUAUAUUCAUCAUACUGUCUUUUUUUUCUUUAUAGAUGUCAAAGUUGCAGACAUCGUUUGAUCUUAAGCUUUUUGGAAUACAUACUGUUAACUAGAGGUUUGUUUUUUUUUUUGAGGUAAAAUUUACAGUGAAGUGGACAAAUGUACCUUCCACUUGAUGAGUUUUAACAUAUAGUGUGACACAAACCCCUAGGAAGCUGCGAAGCAUUAACAUCACAUCAGAAAUGUCUUUCCUCAGUCGGGUCCUGCACCUCUCCUAACCCUUCUCCCUGUUAGAAUUUUGUUUUCGUCAUAGAUUAGUUCGGCCUAUUCUAGAACUUCAUAUAAAUGGAGUCAUACAGUAUGUAUUCUUGUGUAAAUUUUCACUCAGCAUGUUUUGAGAUUCAUCAAUAAUGUUUCAGCUCUUUGUUCCUUUUCAUUGCUGAGUAGUAUUCCAUUGUAUGAGUAUUUCCCAGUUUAACCUUUCACUUAGAUGAACAACUGGUGGACAAUGGGCUGUCUCUAGUUUUUGGCUCAUAUGAAUAAAGUUGCUAUGAACAUU
Molecule: messenger RNA, 6007 nt
Organism: Suricata suricatta (meerkat)
Lineage: Eukaryota; Metazoa; Chordata; Mammalia; Carnivora; Herpestidae
Gene: GRSF1
Product: G-rich RNA sequence binding factor 1
Exons: 10
Coding region: 96-1181 (361 amino acids)
Biological process (GO): regulation of RNA splicing
Cellular component (GO): nucleoplasm; ribonucleoprotein complex
Molecular function (GO): RNA binding
Source: RefSeq, a predicted model, not a curated record